Messenger RNA from Ilex paraguariensis (yerba mate), 286 nucleotides. Lineage: Eukaryota; Viridiplantae; Streptophyta; Magnoliopsida; Aquifoliales; Aquifoliaceae. The record is from the annotation of a GenBank genome assembly.
CCUUGGAGCACUAUCACUCGCAAAGGAAGCAAGAGACGUGUCGAUUGGAGAAGUUUCCAAGUUGAGAUCCAUAACCAAUGGAGGGUUGACAGCAUGUACAGUGUCAAGAAUAGUGGGAGACUUGGUUUGGAAAGAGUCAUCAAACUUGGAUGGAGAUGAAGAGGAAGGCAUCGGGGACUCGGAAUGGACAAGAGUAGAAUUGAGAGGAGUCAUGAUUUUGUGGGAGGUUGAUGCAUUGAAGGGGAUAAGAUAUCAUGUUCACGCUGAAUGGAUGGGGGAGAAUUAA